Strigops habroptila (Kakapo) is the source of this 2555-nucleotide messenger RNA. RefSeq names its product lipoxygenase homology domain-containing protein 1-like. The transcript is spliced from 13 exons. Lineage: Eukaryota; Metazoa; Chordata; Aves; Psittaciformes; Psittacidae. Gene Ontology annotation, molecular function: protein binding. The record is from RefSeq and is a predicted model, not a curated record. The coding region runs from base 1 to 2004 and encodes 667 amino acids.
AUGAAAGAAAAGACCAAAAAGAACGAAGUAGAAGAGGAGGAGCAGGAGGAAGAGGAAGAGGAGGUGGUGGAAGAGGUAGCUGAGGAAGAUGGGGAUAAUGAAAUCCAGGACAAAAAAAGCAAAAAGAAAUCAAAGUCUGAGGACUCAGAAGUUGAUGAGGAAGUGAAGAAAAAGAAAAAGAAAAAGACCAAGCGAAGAGAGUACAGCAUCUACGAGGUGGUGACAGUGACAGGAGAUGUCCGGGGAGCAGGAACCGAUGCCAAUGUCUUUGUUACUCUCUUUGGAGAGUUUGGGAUUACUCCCAAGACUCAUCUCACAAGCAAGAGCAGCACGGCCUUUGAGAGGAGUAAAACAGAUGUGUUCCGAGUGAAAACCAAUAAUGUUGGACAAAUAAAGAAAAUAAGGAUUGAGCACGAUAACACCGGACUGAACGCGGGCUGGUUCCUUGACCGUGUGAUUGUGACCGACAUGAACAGACCUCACCUGCGGUUCUACUUCCCCUGCAACAACUGGUUGAGCAAGGAGGAUGGCGAUGGACUGUACGUCAGAGACCUCAUCGGCAGCUUGAAUCCCAUGGAUGUUCCCAAAAUCAACAAAUACGUGGUCCGAGUUUUUACUGGUGAAGUUAGCGGCAGUGGAACAGAUGCGGAUGUCUUCAUUAAUAUCUUCGGUGAAAAAGGAGACACAGGUGUGAGGAGACUGGACAAUGACAAAGACAAUUUUGAAAAAGGAGCUGAGGACAAGUUCACACUCGAUGCUCCGAAUUUGGGAAGGUUAAGGAAAAUUAAUAUAGGGCAUAACAACAAGGGUGGCUCUGCUGGCUGGUUCCUUGCAAAGUACUUAAUUAGGGAGCGGAGAGGGAUCUGCCUGACUAUUGAAUAUAUUAAAUGCCAGGUGAUCAUUGAAGACAUUGGCAACAAAUGUGUGUACCAGUUCCCAGUUGGACGCUGGUUUGCUUUAGAUGAAGAUGAUGGAAAAAUCCAGAGGGACAUUCUUGUGGGGGGCACUGAGGCCACAGGUAUUGUGUACAACGUUGCUGUAGUGACAGGAGAUAUCAGAGGAGCUGGCACUAACUCCAAAAUCCACAUAAUCCUCCAUGGGUCCAAAGGCUUAAAGAACAGCGGGAAGAUUUUCUUGGAAGGAGGUGAAUUCGAGCGUGCCAGGACAGAUCUCUUUAACGUGGAGAUAGCUGCUCUUCUCAGCCCACUCAGCAGAGUCACCAUUGGGCAUGACAAUUGUGGUGUCAGUUCUGGCUGGUAUUGUGAGAAGGUGGUGGUUUACUGCCCAUUCACUGGUAUUGAACAAACCUUCCCCUGUGAUAAAUGGCUGGAUGAAGAUGAAGGAGAUGGUCUUAUAGAACGGGAGCUCUAUGAAAUGGUCUCACUGCGCCAGAGAAGACUGAAAAAUCAUCUGGACAAAUUUUUAGGAGCUACCUGGAUCUGUAUUGCAUCAUACACAAAAAGCCCCUGGUCUCUGUGGAUCUGGACGAGUGACAUUAAGAAUGCAGGGACGGAUGCCACCAUCUUCUUUCAGAUUUAUGGAGACAAGGGGAAGUCAGAUGAGAUGAAGCUGGACAACAAUUCAGACAACUUUGAAACUGGACAGACUGACAAAUUCAUGAUUGAGCUCCCUGAUCUGGGCACGUUUUAUAAGCUUCGCAUAUGGCAUGAGAAAAGAAAUCCCUUUGCUGGCUGGCAUCUGAACAAGGUGGGGGGAUGGCAGCGGAAGGUAGACCUGGAAAGACAGAUUGGUUGCAGUCCUGGGUCACCGCGUUCCCCACUGGCAGCUGAGUUUGAUGUGCAGUGGUCAGAGGUGCCUCCGUUUACAGACAGUGCAGCCCUAGGGGUGGAAGUGGAAAUCCUAUGUGAAAACGGGAUGUGGAGAGAGCACAUCAUAGCAUUCACAAAAAUACAUGGGGAGAGAAGGAUUCAUUGUGUGGUUUUGGAGGAGAUUCCUUCUCCUUCCUGUCCCUUUCAGUUCAGCCCAGAUAUGUAUGGGAAAUGAGAGCAGUGGGAAAUGGCAGCUCCCAACAGCCCAUCUUAAUGGUGAUAAUGAUAUUUCCCCAUCCUUCCAGCAUCAGAUCACUGUAGUCCCCCCAUCACUGCUGCCAGGGACUUUUUCCCUUACUCUUCAAAAAGCUUCCUACUCUUAGACAUCAUUGCUAUAUGGAGAGGUAAACCCUCCCCUAUUUAGGCUGGUCAUAAUGAAGAACUGAUUACAGCAGAGACCUAUUGUGCAAUGGAGCAUAACCUGCCCCAAAGUGUUGACAGCCCCACUGCAGGACACUUGCAGGUUGGAGGAGCCUGUGGAGACUGUGCAGAAGAGAGCAGCACUGUGCUGCUUGGGAAAUGAAAAGGGUGAUCUUCAGCCACAUGUCCUCUGUUCUACCAGCAGUGAUUACCAUGCCGUCAGCCCUCACAUGGAUCUGCAAGGCAGCAAAUUCAUCUCUAAGCUUCACCCGUACUCCUACUGCAGAGCUUGGAAGAUGUUCUCUGUACUUAACAAAACAUACUUUUUGCUCUGCAGCCGUAAAUAACUGCUAUGAUAAAUCACAA